Molecule: messenger RNA, 2407 nt
Organism: Aspergillus sclerotioniger CBS 115572
Lineage: Eukaryota; Fungi; Ascomycota; Eurotiomycetes; Eurotiales; Aspergillaceae
Product: putative sister chromatid separation protein (Src1)
Exons: 2
Coding region: 119-2326 (735 amino acids)
Cellular component (GO): nuclear inner membrane
Molecular function (GO): chromatin binding
Source: RefSeq, a predicted model, not a curated record
AGCGGAGACGGAGAAGAUCUUUCCUUCUCAACUUUACCGAAUUUUGACCCCCAUCCACCUCCCCCUGUUCCCUUAUCGAAUCCCCGUGGUGCUGAUAAGUACAAUCAUUGCUUACACCAUGGCGGACGGUAUGGAGUAUCUCGCUCCUGAUUUUGACCUUAAUACCCUCACCGUACCGCGUCUGCGAUCCAUCCUGGUCAGCCACGAUGUUCCUUACCCAGCUUCGGCCAAAAAGGCACAGCUUAUCGGUAUCCUGGAGGCGGAAGUUCUACCGCAGGCAAGAAAGCUGCUGAGGGAGCGCGAAAGGGUUAGAAGAACUAGCGAAGGCAUCACUGAUAUGGGAAGUCGCGCGACGUCAGUGGUUAGCGACUAUGAUGAACAACGCGACGUCCCAACAAGGGAUUCGAUGCCACCCCCACCAACACCAUCUUCGGUGUCGACGGCCACUGGAGGAAGAAGAGGACGCUCUAGGGCAAGUGUUAGAGCAUCAACAGCUGACACUGAGGAAAGAAAUGCUACGGCUACGCCAUCCGUGAACUCUAGGAAGUCAGUCCCCAGGUCGCAGUCGAGACGCUACCGCGCAUCGGACCCCGAAUCGCACGAAAACCUGUUGGCUACACCUGUAGCGACAGACACCACUACCCCCCGGAAGUCUACGACUAGAAAGGUUCGACGAAGCGAAAUGACCCCAUCGGUGAACCCGGAGCCUCCCUUUUCUGCCAUCAAAUUGGAGCCCAAGGAGGAGAGUGUUUUCACAGACGACAACCCAUUCCAAAGUGGCUCGCCAGCCCGUUGGGAUCACAAGAGCCCCAGGCCCUCUAGUCAUAGAUCGGAGAGGAAAAGUAGUUCGCGGUUUUCCCUCGACUCUCCCGCCUUCAGCAACAGCCUGCGGUCAAGGAAAUCCGCGACGCCGAUGGAUAUGCAUGAUCAAUAUGGUGCCACUCCAUCGAAGCGGUCGUCGCUUGAAUUCCCAUCCUCGAACUUUGGGACCCCACAGAAGGACUUUGUGCCUAUCAAAUACGAGGAUGAAGAGAGUGAAUUCAGUGGAGGCGAAGAAUUCACACCAGACGAGCAAUUGGCGCUUGAGAGGGAGCAUGCGGACUUGAUGUACAGUGCCCCAAGUCGGCGGCCACAGAAACAGGGUACUGCAAGUAGAGCUGCUCCCUGGGUUAUCCUGAUUAUCCUCUUUGCUAGCUUCGGUGCCUGGUGGCGCAAAGAAAAGAUUGAGAUCGGGUUUUGCGGAAUUGGUAAACCUACUUGGUCCUUAGCAGAAACCCGAGUCCCCGAGUGGGCCAACGUCAUCGAACCCCAAUGCGAGCCAUGCCCUCCGCAUGCAUUCUGCUACCCCAACUUUGAGGCUCGCUGUGAGCACGACUUUUUACUCAAGGCUCAUCCGCUAUCCCUUGGAGGCUUGGUUCCGCUCCCGCCGACAUGUGAGCCAGACAGCGAGAAAGCGCGUCGGGUGAAGGCUGUCGCUGACAAGGCCCUGGAGGCGCUGCGGGAUCGAAGGGCCAAGUGGGAGUGUGGAGAGCUCGCACGAGAUGGUCAAGAGGCGGCCGGUGCGGAAAUCAGCGAGUUUGACUUGAAGCAAGAAGUCGGGAGACAACGUCGGAAAGGUAUGAGUGACACCGAGUUCGACGACCUUUGGAAAGGAGCACUGGGCGAAGUGGUUGGAAGGGAGGAGGUUGUGACCAAAGUGAAGCAACCAUCUUCUGUCCUCACCCUCACCUCGACCUCUGUCAGCCGACUCCCCCUCACAUGCGCCUUCCGCCGCAACAUCCGACUCUCUCUCGUCGCGUAUCGACUCCCUCUUUCAGUUCUAGUCGCCUGCGCAUCCGCCUUGCUUUACGCACGCUCAAGGGUUCGGGCUCGUCGUUCUGACAGGGCCCGAGUCCCCGAACUAGUUGCUACAACGCUCGAUCGCCUAGCCACGCAGGCUGCCCUUCACGCCCGUGGUGCUGCUCGCGAGCCCUACAUUCCCAUUGGUCAAUUGCGCGAUGACGUCCUCCGUUCCGAGCUGCGCGGCAGUCGGCGGGAGGAACUGUGGAAGCGCGUCCGCAGCGUGGUGGAAGGCAAUGCCAAUGUCCGGGCCUCAGUUCGCGAGGGCCGGGGUGGGGACGUUGCCCGUGUUUGGGAGUGGAUUGGAGGGAUAGGCAGUGUCCGAGGCGAGGUUGAGAGCGGCGCCACGGCCGGCCGUGAAGGCAGCAAGGUGCAUUUCUCGCCUCUGCCCGUCGAGCAAAGCCGUGACCCAUCUAUUGGAGACAGUGCGCUGGCCCGGAGCCCGGCAGAAUCGCGCAAGUGGGACGAGGGCAGGCCCAUCUAUUGAGGCCCUCGCUAGCCGCCGGGACCCUGUUCGCUUCAUGUGUUAACCCCUUUCUUGGAGUAAUAUUUUUGCCCUCUACAUUAU